AUGUGUUUCAGGAAUAUAAAUGGGGCGAAGCCAUAUUUCCAAAAAGUAGACUUGCUUUCAGCGUCGUUUCGUGUAGAUUCUCUCACCAUCUGUUUCGAUAAGAACCCUCUCCCCGAAAUCCCAAAUAUCUUUCUUUCCUCCUCUCGUCUCUCCUUUUACUCGGCUUUUGAUCCAACAGGUAUAAUGAUUAAAUUGUUUAAAGUUAAGGAGAAACAAAGGGAACUUGCAGAAAAUUCUAAUGGCAAACCACCUGUUAAGAAGCAAAGUGCAGGUGAAUUGCGUCUUCACAAAGAUAUAAGUGAAUUAAACCUACCCAAGACAUGUAGCAUAUCAUUCCCAAAUGGAAAAGAUGAUCUCAUGAACUUUGAAGUAACCAUUCGGCCUGAUGAUGGAUACUACUUAGGUGGCACAUUUACAUUCACCUUCCAGAUUUCAUCCAUCUAUCCCCAUGAGGCACCAAAGGUCAAAUGCAAAACUAAAGUUUAUCACCCCAACAUUGACUUGGAUGGAAAUGUUUGCCUCAACAUUCUUCGUGAAGACUGGAAACCCGUCCUUAACAUAAACACCAUCAUCUACGGCUUGUAUCAUCUUUUCACGGAGCCGAAUCAUGAGGAUCCACUGAACAGAGAAGCAGCUGCAGUGUUGAGAGACAACCCGAAGAUGUUUGAGUCGAAUGUGAGAAGAGCAAUGGCAGGUGGGUAUGUGGGCCAGACCUUCUUCACCAGGUUGGUGUUAGAGCAAAGGAUUAUCCGAGGUUCUUCCUCGAAGGUUUGCAACACGAUGGCAGGCGAAGAUUCUGUUGUUACUCCUGAGAAUGUUGAUGAUUGUGGCAGAGAAGCUGAAAAACGAAUACCAAAAGGUCCAAGUCUCGAAGCCAAUCCAGACCCCCUCCCAUUCCGCCCAACCGCUCCGGGGAAGCUGUUGAAACUCGAGUUCUGA
Molecule: messenger RNA, 939 nt
Organism: Lactuca virosa
Lineage: Eukaryota; Viridiplantae; Streptophyta; Magnoliopsida; Asterales; Asteraceae
Source: the annotation of a GenBank genome assembly